GUAGUUUGAAUCAAACGACAACCCACAACGGUCAUUAAGUUCUUCUAGACAAUUUCGAUUUUCAUUUUACCAUCUUCCAUUUCAAUAUUUGACACAGUUCACACCUACUGAACUGAAAAUAGCUGAACAUGAAGCCCUCUCGGUUAAAGAUUGCACCAAAGGUGCCAACAAAACCUCCAAUGACACCAGCAAGAUCCAAACAAACUCUGAUGACUUCUAGGGAUCGGGAUCCCGUUCAAGUUUAUUGCAGAAUUAGGCCACUUGAUGUACCAAAUGAAGAAUCUUGUGUUACAGUAUUGAGUGACACUGUUGUGCAGGUUGUGCCACCGGAAUCUUCUCAAGGGUACAGAAGUGGAACCACAAAAGCUACACAAUAUACAUUUACUGGGGUUUUUGACGAAAAAUCCACUCAGAAGCCUAUUUUCCACACAGUUACCUUACCACUAAUUGAAGACCUGCUCCAUGGCAAAAAUAGCUUACUUUUUGCUUAUGGUGUAACUGGUUCUGGAAAGACCCAUACAAUGAAUGGGGAAUUACAGGAUGGUGGCAUUAUCCCACGUUGUUUGGAUGUUAUAUUCAACAGCAUUGGACAUUUUCAGGCAAAAAAAUAUAUUUUUAAACCAGAUCGAAUGAACAGUUUUGAAAUUCAAAGUGAAUUGGAUGCUUUGGCAGAAAGGCAGACUGAGAUUACAAACAAAUUCAAGACUCCUGCGCGAAGAGGACAAGAGAAUGAGGGGCAACGGGUAACAGAUGCCACGCGCAUAACCGCUUUAGAUGAAGACCAGGCUUUUGCUGUAUUUGUCACUUUCGUCGAGGUUUACAACAAUACCGUAUUUGACCUAUUGGAUGAUACCCCAAUUGACCCUUUACGUCCCGGAAAAAUACAAUCGAAAAUCUUGAGAGAAGAUCAGCAUCAUAAUAUGUAUGUUCAUGCUGUAACUGAAGUAGAAGUUAAAUCGGCAGAUGAAGCUGCUGAAGUUCUCGCAAAAGGCCAAAAGCGGCGCCGUGUUGCUCAUACUACUCUUAACGCAGAGUCAAGCCGAAGCCACUCCGUGUUUAAUAUUCGUGUUGUUCAGGCUCCCCUUGAUUAUCAGGGUGCUACUCCGGAGAAGGUGCUUACAGUGGGACAGCUAUCAUUGGUUGAUCUUGCUGGUUCUGAGCGUAACAGUCGAACCAAAACGACAGGCGAACGGUUACGUGAAGCGGGUAGUAUUAACAAUACUUUAAUGACUCUUCGCUCGUGUAUGGAAAUACUUCGCGAGAACCAGUUAAAUGGCACAAAUAAAAUGGUGCCCUAUCGCGACUCCAAGAUUACUCACCUUUUUAAAAGCUAUUUUGACGGAGAAGGAAAGGUUAGAAUGAUUGUUUGUGUAAACCCACGUGCAGACGACUACGACGAAACUCUUUCCGUUAUGCGUUUCGCUGAAAUGGCCCAAGAAGUUCAAAUCGCACGUGCUGUGCAGCCAAAUGUUCGAAUGGAGGCAACACCUAAAGCGACGCCGGCAGGGAGAGAAGCACUUCUCCCCGGUCGCAGAAAGGCAAAUCGUGUGCUUACUGAAGCCUAUCGUAAAUUGGAACAGGGCGGGAUAUCAAACCCUCAAUCGGAGGUACCGUUUGACAUUGAUAUGGUUUUCAGCGCAGCUCGUUGUUCAUGGCCUCCUCUAGAACUACAAUCAGCGUCAGACGAUCGAUUAAUUACCGCACUCGUUGAAUAUCUUCAAGUGCGAAUUCGCGAGCAACAGAGCCGCCGUGAACAACAAAUGAAGAAGUGCGUCGAAAUGCGAACACUCGUUCGUGAAAUGGAAGAAGAACUUAUAUUGAAACGGCAAGAAGUGUUGAGUUUAAACGAACAACUGAAAGACGAGCGAUCCCGUCGCCAAACAUUUGAAAAUCGCGUCCUCAACGCAGAAUCAGCUAAUGCCACUCUACAGCGUCAUGUAGCGGAACAUCAAAAAUACGCUAGGCUACUAGAAGAGGAAUUGAAAGAAAAAGAUUGCUUGCUUAACCAGGGAGAAAUUGAAAUUUUGAAUGUGAAAGCCAAAGAAAAGACCAAACGGCAAUUGGAACGAGAGAAGGUCAAACGAGAACUUGAUCGGUAUAAGCAAGUCGAAUCUCAGCUUCAGCGACAAACCGAAAGAUUCUUGGUUAUGCGAGAUUUACUUGACGCUGGCUGUUCAGUUAAAGUUCCUGGAACCGCUGGUUCCAGCGAAUCAGACACUCGCACGCCUUCCAUUGGAGCUACACACCGUGUUUCUGAUCCCAAGCUGGUUGGAACUCCCUCUUUAAGGGGGCCAGCUGUGUCUACGCGGAAGCGCCGUUCUCGUUCGGUAGAUCCCGGCAAGGGAUGGUUGGACCAUCGUCCAGAAAAUAUCCUUGAUUUGGACACAGUAUUCCAGCCGCAGAUGAAUCGUGCAAAGUCGAUUACAAAAUUAGUGGAUUCAAAGUCAGUCACAGAUGCAAAGAUUUCGAAAUAUGUCCUUACUACACAAGAACAGGAUUCUUCUGGUGAAAUCGAAACAAAACUUUAUAAAGGCGAUGUCUUGACCACUGUGGGUGGUGGAGCUCAGGUUGUCUUGCAAGAUGUUGAAAUUCUUCGGCAUUCGUCACCGACUGCUGUUAAACGUCACAGUGAUGGAAGAUUGAAGGACGUGCACAGUCGAGUAGCUGAUAUAGAAAACCGCUGUGGCCACGCAAUUGAAGGACACAAUCGGGUUAAGAAGCAUUGUCCUUAAAAAUAUGAUUUGCACCGUCACAUCCACCUCUAACGCGCACGACGAAAAAAAUUCUUUUAAUGAUACUUAAUAAUUUUUUGCUUUUUCCGCCUACUUUUUUAGCAAACUCGUCCCGAAAAUUUGUAUUUCUUUAACAUGUGCAUUAUAACUUUACUCUCGUAUUUCGUUAAAAAAAUAAUACACCGAAAUCAUGU
This is a messenger RNA of Daphnia carinata, 2926 nucleotides long. It is a transcript of the gene pav, whose product is annotated as kinesin-like protein KIF23. Gene Ontology annotation, molecular function: microtubule binding; ATP binding; microtubule motor activity. Gene Ontology annotation, biological process: mitotic spindle organization; microtubule-based movement. The transcript is spliced from 14 exons. Bases 129 to 2732 code for a protein of 867 amino acids. The record is from RefSeq and is a predicted model, not a curated record. Lineage: Eukaryota; Metazoa; Arthropoda; Branchiopoda; Diplostraca; Daphniidae.